This is a messenger RNA of Cyclocybe aegerita, 1434 nucleotides long. The record is from the annotation of a GenBank genome assembly. NCBI's taxonomy places the organism in Eukaryota, Fungi, Basidiomycota, Agaricomycetes, Agaricales, Hemipholiotaceae.
AUGAGCGGCUUUCGGUUCCUUAAUCUCGUCCGGCCGUUCCUUCCCAUCCUUCCUGAAGUCUCGUCACCAGAUCGCAAGGUUCCUUUCAACCAAAAGAUCCUAUGGACCGCCGUCACGCUCCUCAUUUUCUUGGUCUGUUCGCAAGUACCCCUCUACGGCAUAAUGUCCUCCGACUCGUCCGACCCCCUGUACUGGAUGCGUGUAAUACUGGCCUCCAACCGCGGGACGCUCAUGGAGCUCGGAAUUACACCAAUCGUCACCUCCGGAAUGAUCAUGCAAUUGCUCGCUGGCGCCAACCUCAUUGAUGUUGACUUUGGGUUGAAGGAGGAUCGUGCGUUGUUCAGUGGUGCCCAAAAACUCUUCGCCCUCAUCAUCUCGCUCGGCCAGGCCACCGUCUACGUCCUCACGGGUCUCUACGGCCAGCCCAAGGAUCUCGGCGCCGGCGUCUGCCUCCUGCUCAUCAUCCAACUCAUCGUCGCGGCUCUCAUUGUCAUUCUCCUCGAUGAGCUCCUUCAAAAGGGCUACGGCCUUGGCUCGGGCAUCAACCUCUUCAUCGCAACCAACAUCUGCGAGUCUAUCGUCUGGAAGGCCUUCUCCCCUACGACCGUUAACAUCGGCCGCGGCUCUGAAUUUGAAGGGGCCAUCGUCGCCCUCUUCCACCUCCUCUUCACGUGGCACGACAAGGGACGCGCACUCAAGGAGGCAUUCUGGCGCGAGAGGCUGCCCAACGUCAUGAGUCUUAUCUCGACCGUCGUCAUCUUCGCCGUCGUCAUUUACCUUCAAGGUUUCCGCAUCGAGAUUCCGGUCAAGAGCAACCGUUUCCGCGGCCAGCGUGGCACCUACCCCGUCAAGCUGUUCUACACAUCGAACAUGCCCAUCAUGCUCCAGUCCGCCCUUACCUCGAAUGUCUUCAUCGUCUCGCAAAUGUUGGCUUCGCGCUUCCCGUCAAACCUGUUCGUUCGUCUGCUUGGUGUUUGGGAGCCUACUGAGGACUCGCCCCAGCUCAGCGCCACCUCCGGUAUUGCCUAUUACAUGUCACCACCGCACACCAUCAAGGAGGCCAUCCUAGACCCUAUCCACACCGCCGUCUACAUCACAUUCAUGCUCUCCGCCUGUGCCCUCUUCUCGAAGACCUGGAUCGAAGUUUCUGGUUCGGGUCCUCGGGACGUCGCCAAGCAGUUGAAGGAUCAGCAGAUGGUCAUGGCCGGGCAUCGUGAAGGUUCGAUGUACAAGGAACUGAAGCGCGUCAUCCCCACCGCCGCUGCCUUUGGAGGCGCCAUCCUUGGUCUCCUUUCUGUCGCCGCCGACCUCUCAGGCGCGAUUGGCAGCGGCACCGGUAUCCUCAUGGCGGUCACUAUCAUCUACAGCUACUGGGAAAUUGGCAUGCGCGAGUCCGGCGGACCCGAGAUGGCUGCCCUCGGCGACCUUCUAUGA